Messenger RNA from Oncorhynchus mykiss (rainbow trout), 4005 nucleotides. Its product is annotated as G protein-coupled receptor 22. Gene Ontology annotation, cellular component: plasma membrane. Lineage: Eukaryota; Metazoa; Chordata; Actinopteri; Salmoniformes; Salmonidae. Gene Ontology annotation, biological process: cellular response to hormone stimulus; G protein-coupled receptor signaling pathway. The record is from RefSeq and is a predicted model, not a curated record. Gene Ontology annotation, molecular function: G protein-coupled receptor activity; peptide binding.
CACACACACACGCACACACACACACACAUACACGCACAUACCUAAACACACGUACGCAGGCACACACACAUACGAUUACACCUGCAGAACUGAGCGAUUUCCACUAGAUGGGCCAGCUAUAUCAUAAACAUUCCUGAAAACACAAAUGUGCUUUUUGGUCUUCAUUUCAAAGCUUAUGUUUAGGCAUCAGGGUUAAUUAACAGUCAAGUCAAGGUUAGGGUUACUUUUAAAAUUGUAUGAUUUUGUGGUUGUGCAAGCUGGUGACAAACUCUGCAGAGAUUCAUGACAAUAAAUGCCAGCCUGCCACAAAUACACAAAUAAAUGACACAAAUAUGGGAAUGUAUGAUUUUGAUUGGCUGAAAACCGCCCACUGUUUGGAGGAAAAUCUGAAAUGGAGGAACAUAGGAUUUUUUUGUGAUUUUUUAGUGAGUGCGACGGACUGAACAAUUGGACUAAAGGAGUUACUGUAUAUUUUCUUCAACCGAGGAUUUGGAUUCCACAGUCUACCGUUGGAUUCUACAGUCUACCGUUGGAUUCUACAGUCUACCGUUGGAUUCCACAGUCUACCGUUGGAUUCCACAGUCAACCGUUGGAUUCCACAGUCUACCGUUGGAUUCCACAGUCGACCAUUGGAUUCCACAGUCUACCGUUGGAUUCUACAGUCUACCGUUGGAUUCCACAGUCUACCAUUGGAUUCCACAGUCUACCAUUGGAUUCCACAGGCUACCGUUGGAUUCUACAGUCUACCGUUGGAUUCCACAGUCUACCGUUGGAUUCCACAGUCUACCGUUGGAUUCCACAGUCUACCGUUGGAUUCCACAGUCUACCAUUGGAUUCUAAAGGAUUUUUAAAUUCAGUUCCAUUCAAUUAUUUUGACUUGAUAGGCCGGCAUUCAGUGAAUUCAGACCCACUGUAGAGGAAGAAUCUUUGUCUUGUUUUUUUGUGCAGCGGCCUCUGUAGUAGUGGCUGUGGCUUCUGCCACGCGUGGGAAUAAUACCGUGGGUUCAGGAACAGGAGAUCCAGAGGCUCCGAGAGUUUAUCUGUGAUCCAGUCAUCAGCGCUCCCACCAUCACAAAAACAACGCUAUAGAGAUACAGACAGAGUUUAUUUCACUUGCUUAGCCAAUGUAUAUUUCCCAUGCCAAUAAAGCCCCAUUGAAUUGAAUAGAGAGAGAGAGAGAGAGAGAGAGAGAGAGAGAGAGAGAGAUAUCCAGGUGUGUUCUCUUCCCUCCCUCUCUGCAGUACUUGGCAUCCUCGUCGUGAUAUUCUAUAGACACCCAAAUAUUCUAGUCAUUAACGACUGGAUGAAGCCCCCAGCCAAUUAGCAGUCCUGUCCAAUCCACCAGUCCAAUAGUUGCUUGCGUUGCAUUUAGUGGUUCAUUGGUGGAAGAGAGGAGCAUUGCUGGUGGCAGGACAGAGAGGUGCUUCUCUGGCCUGGCAGCCUCCCUGGGUGCAUAGCAGCCUCCCUGGAAGCAUAGCAGCCUCCCUGGGUGCAUAGCAGCCUCCCAGGGUGCAUAGCAGCCUCCCUGGAAGCAUAGCAGCCUUCCAGGAAGCAUAGCAGCCUCCCUGGGCGUAUAGCAGCCUUCCUGGGUGCAUAGCAGCCUCCCUGGGUGCAUAGCAGCCUCCCUGGGUGCAUAGCAGCCUCCCUGGAAACAUAGCAGCCUCCCUGGAAACAUAGCAGCCUCCCUGAGUGCAUAGCAGCCUCCCUGGAAACAUAACAGCCUCCCUGAGUGCAUAGCAGCCUCCCUGAGUGCAUAGCAGCCUCCCUGGAAACAUAGCAGCCUCCCUGGGUGCAUAGCAGCCUCAGUGGAAGCAUAUAAGCCUCCCUGGGUGCAUAGCAACCUCCCUGGGUGCAUAGCAGCCUCACUGGAAGCAUAGCAGCCUCCCUGGGUGCAUAGCAGCCUCCCUGGGUACAUAGCAGCCUCCCUGGGUGCAUAGCAGCCUCCCUGGGCGCAUAGCAGCCUUCCUGGGUGCAUAGCAGCCUCCCUGGAAACAUAGCAGCCUCCCUGGGUGCAUAGCAGCCUCCCUGGAAACAUAGCAGCCUCCCUGAGUGCAUAGCAGCCUCCCUGGAAACAUAGCAGCCUCCCUGGGUGCAUAGCAGCCUCAGUGGAAGCAUAGCAGCCUCCCUGGGUGCAUAGCAGCCUCCCUGGAAGCAUAGCAGCCUACCUGGGUGCAUAGCAGCCUCCCUGGGUACAUAGCAGCCUCCCUGGGUGCAUAGCAGCCUCCCUGGGUGCAUAGCAGCCUCCCUGGGUGCAUAGCAGCCUCCCUGGAAGCAUAGCAGCCUCCCUGGAAGCAUAGCAGCCUCCCUGGGUGCAUAGCAGCCUCCCUGGAAUCAUAGCAGCCUCCCUGGAAGCAUAGCAGCCUCCCUGGGUGCAUAACAGCCUCCCUGGAAGCAUAGCAACCUCCCUGGGUGGGUGAAGAGGAGAGGAGCAGUGUUAGUAGAAGAUCCUUGUUCUCAGGACGAUAGCUCAGAGCGUCUUGAUUGGUAGGCUUAGAGAGGAUCCUUCUUCUGUGGUGGUCUCAUGGUGACAUUAUACCUGAAUCGGAUGCCUGUCUGUGUGGGUCUAGCUGGGGAGCUCCCUGACUACGGAGCCUUGCUGGGGCUCAGAUAGAGCUGGAGAGAAGGGAUAAUGCAUAUCCUUCCCCCUCUGGAGAGAGAAGAAGGCACCAUGAGCAACGUCACCGUCACCGACAACGCAGCCGAGCCCAUCAGCAGAACCAGUGCUCCAGCCACGCCCUACCCAUACCCCUACCCCAUCUCCUUCCAGGUGUCCCUGACCGGCUUCCUGAUGCUGGAGAUCGUGCUGGGCCUGAGCUCCAACCUCACCGUGCUGGCCCUGUACUGCAUGAAGUCCAACCUGAUCUCCUCGGUCUCCAACAUCGUCACCAUGAACCUUCACGUCCUGGAUGUGUUAGUGUGUGUCUGCUGCAUCCCACUGACCAUGGUGGUGUUGUUGUUGUCUCUGGAGGGGGAUACAGCCUUGGUUUGUUGCUUCCACGAGGCCUGUGUGUCGUUCGCUAGUGUCGGCACCGCAGCCAACGUACUCGCCAUUACCCUGGACCGGUACGACAUCUCUGUGAAACCGGCGAAUAGAGUCCUAACGAUGGGCCGAGCCCUGGCUCUGCUGGCCACCAUUUGGGUGCUGUCGUUCCUCAGUUUCCUGGUGCCUUUCAUGGAGGUGGGGUUCUUCGCCCCAGGCCAGUCAGAGCUGAACCAGACUCAAGCGGAUGUAGUCACAGUGGCCCACACCAACCAAUACUACACAGAGUUAGGACUCUACUAUCACCUACUGGUCCAGAUCCCCAUCUUCUUCUUCACUGCUGUUGUGAUGCUCGUCACUUAUUCCAAGAUCCUCCAGGCGCUCAACAUCCGCAUUGGGACACGCUUUCACACAGCGUCGCAGAAGAAGAAGGCCAGGAGGAAAAAAGGUCCCUCCAUGACGGCUAUGACGUCACAGGCCACGGACGGGGCCAUGGACCCAUCCGAGCCCAGCGGCCGUGCUCUACCCCCGAUGGGCAUGCGGACCUCCGUCUCCCUCAUCAUUGCGUUGAGACGAGCGGUUAAACGCCACCGGGAGCGACGAGAACGCCAGAAACGAGUCUUCAGGAUGUCGCUGCUCAUCGUGUCGACCUUCCUGCUCUGCUGGACUCCCAUAACCGCCCUCAACACGGUCAUCUUGACCGUAGGCCCCAGCGACUUCACGGUCAAGCUGCGGUUGGGCUUCCUGGUCAUGGCAUACGGGACGACCAUCUUCCAUCCGCUUCUCUACGCUUUCACCAGGCAGAAGUUCCAGAAGGCUCUGAAGAGUAAGAUGAAGAAGAGGGUGGUGAGCAUCAUAGAGGCUGACCCGCUGCCCAACAACGCGGUCAUACGUAACUCCUGGAUUGACCCCAAAAGGAACAAGAAGGUCACCAUCAACGAGGAUGCCGAGGCCAGGCAAAAAUGUCUGCAGUCUUCAGAGGAUGCUGUGGAAUGACAGUGAAUACUUAGAGACCUUGUCCAGAG